GUGUGACAUUGGUACUUUACAGUAAGUAAAUUAGCUGAAUAGUUGAAUAGUUCUGCCACUGAUUACACCUUACAACUCAUGGAAAUCAAAACUCCAUAUCUUAGAAAAUUAGACUUAACAAGACAGAAAGAUUGAUCAGAGAAGAGCUUUUAAUCUCUGUCAGGUUCAGUACUUCAUGCUUCUGUCUGUUGACAGACGUCAUGGAGAUACUGGUUUCCUGUUCCAGCAGGACAUAGCUACCCAGUGCCAAAAUGAGUAGUAACUGGUUUUAUGAAGAUGGUUCAGCUUCAUUAGCCAGGGCGCUCAUAACAAGGCAACCACCUGCCUGGCAGCGUUUUGUCACUGAAUGUUCUGGACAUUAACUGACAAGAGAGAGAGACAUGCUAAUCAGCUAGCGUUAGCUUACGUCACGUUGACAACUACAGGCUGCCUGCAGACAGCGGCGGCAAUGUAAGUUACUGGAAUAUUUUAAUUGAAUGUCGAGCUAAGAAAAUGAUAAGCUGUGCUACACCCAACAUGCACAGAUAAUUAUUUCCCCACUACCACUGCUUGUGCUGCGUUCCAUUAACUUCGGAACUGGGAAAUCGGGGUUUACGUCAAAUCCAGUUUCUUGCUUGUUUUUGUUCGUAUUGCUAGCAACUGUAACAGCAAUCUUACAGCAAUAACACUGUUCUACGUGGUAUUUCGUGCAUAUAAACAACGUUGAAACAUCGCGUCUUAUAAACACUGAAAAGUAGUACGAAAAUUCCGACUUCUGAGUACAAAUGGAACGCAUUAUAGUCCUUCCUCUUCUGACGGCCAAUCACAGAGGACAGGGACUUUAACCAAUCAUAUGUAGCCAUGUGAUGCCGACCGGAUGUGCCUGCGAGCAGAGACCUCUUUCUCGUUCGCUCGGCAGUGAUAUGCCACCAGAAACACAGCUGUACACUAGAAAUCAAAUAACUGAAAUAAGAUACUGUUCAUAGAUAUUUACUGCGGGCAGGUUUACUGUCUUUAUAUUGAUCAUGAAAAUAGCCACAAUAAUUUUCUGUUACUGUAUAUCACAUUUUUGAACUUUAUUUUGUGACAUUUAGAGGUGACAGUGACCUGGUCAAUAAUUGAAUAGCCUAUCACCGAGACUAGUCAAUAUUUGGACGGCCAAUCGCAGGGCGAAAUCAAUCUUUGUGUUAGCCAAUCACUGGAACGCUUCAAUCUUUUGGGCGGCCAAUCGCUGGGGGGAGCAGAAUCUUAAAUGUCCCGCCUACCCGGUACCGGCAACUUGAUGACCAGAGCUCAUUGUUGGUGCUCUGUCGUCGGUUUGGGUAAGACUUUUGCAUGCAUUGUUGAAUAUUCUGUUAUUUUUAUUAUAUACGAUAUAAUUAGCCUGUUUGUUGCCGCUAAAGUUGUCCGUAGUUGGCUAAAGCAGUCCAGUUGACAAUCUGUCAGGUUCAUAUUAAUGCAAUCUAAAACAAAUGUAAUGCUUUACCAUCUCAACAAAUACAACUUAGCAUGUGUUGCUACCAUGUUCAUCCAAGAGUAAAAAUAACAUUAUUUAUUUUAUAGGGAAACACCAUAGAAUCUAUAAGGAUAUGUGUUUAUUUUUAUUUUAUUUCAGUGCUGAUAUCAAGCCCUGGCUGUUAGUAUGAAUAGGUGUUUUAUAUUGUGUUGCAUACAUGUCUUUGUAAUCCACCCUUUUGGGUACUUGCUGUGAUGAGUUUAUAAUGCAAUAUGAAUAAAAUUGCUUAUCUGUCAUUACAGAAAAUGUCUAAACAAAACUCCAAAAGCCACAAGGCUAUGGAUGAUAACGAGUGGUUCUCUAGACUGAGGUCUUUUGCCUCCACUGGUGUCUGGCUAGGGUUAGGGCUGGACAGCUCUGACUGAGAAGCAACUAGAUCGGCAAAUUACGAAGGAAGAGUUGAAGCAGCACUGCAGGAGGAGGACGCGUGGAGAAGAGCAAACCAUCCAGCUGUUGGAUCAGCUCAUCGGUGAACUCAUCAGUGACAGGGGAAAGGAUUCGCUUGGUGUUCCUCUUCUGGACCCCAUCCGAAUGCAGCACAUCUGGUUUGUGCAGAAAAGGCAUGUGAAGUGCAUUCAGGACCCACCCGAUGUAGCGCUGUACACACAAACUGGCACCAUCAUUAAGGGAGGAGUCCAGCUGCAGACCCUGCGCUGUGCCAGAGGUUCAACAUCUUUGGAGUCUUUCCACUGCCACUUAAACCGGUUCAUUCCAGGAAACAGUGCCAACUCCCUUAACUUCCAGAUCUACCUUUUGGAAGGGCUACAUUGCUGGAACCACAACAGGGCAACUGCUGCUGUAGAGACAGAAACCUCUGGUUUGCGCAUCUACUCUGGCGAACUGGUUCAUAGUGUGAACACCGAUUAUGAGAGGGUUUUCGGCAAAAAGCUGGUUCCCUCUUUUACACCACCUGCAAAAUACACAGGUAUUCAAUACUGUGAACUGAUAGGAGUGCAGUACCUGCUGAGGCAGAAUAAUGAACCACUGCAGGAUAUGGCACCAGAUUCUGAGGAGGCAGAUGCAUUGCUGGAGCAAAUAGAAGUACAACAGCCAGUAGAGGCCGAUGAGGGCUUUGAGGAACUUGAGAGUAUUGAGGUUUCACUUGCAGAUUUACUUCUGGACACAUCCAAUGUGAUCUCAGUGCUUCCUGACUACCACCCUAUACCUCAGCCUACUCCACCCACUGCUGAGUCCCCACACCUGCCGGGGCUCCAGCCUGCGUCCUCUGCUGUGGUCCAGUCCACUGUUUCGUCGGGGUUACCUGGGCAAACUACAUCUUCAGAGCAAGUUGCCGUGGAUGAACACAGUAGGGCAGGAAUGGAUCGUGUUGAUGUGCUUGCGGAGUACUUGGUGGAGCUACGAAAGGAAAAAGGCCUAACUCUUACCAACCAGCAGGCCAACACCAUUGUGGGUCUUUGGCAUAAAUUGGAGCAAAAUGAUAAAGACCGGAUUUUGUAUGCUGCACGACAUCAGGAACGACUGCUCACUGGUCGAUUUAGGUCACCCAAAAAGAAGGCUGUUUAUGCAGGAGUUGAAAGCACAAAAAGGUGUGUACUUAUAUAUACGAUGUUAAUGUGUGUAUAUAUGUUCAUUUAUAUAUAUGAUGUUAAUGUGUGUAUAUAUGUUCAUUUAUAUAUACGAUGUUAAUGUGUGUAUAUAUG
Messenger RNA from Girardinichthys multiradiatus, 3156 nucleotides. RefSeq lists its product as uncharacterized. The transcript has 4 exons. Lineage: Eukaryota; Metazoa; Chordata; Actinopteri; Cyprinodontiformes; Goodeidae. The coding region runs from base 2027 to 3142 and encodes 371 amino acids. The record is from RefSeq and is a predicted model, not a curated record.